Oxyura jamaicensis (ruddy duck) is the source of this 3466-nucleotide messenger RNA. RefSeq lists its product as uncharacterized. The coding region runs from base 189 to 1142 and encodes 317 amino acids. The transcript has 6 exons. NCBI's taxonomy places the organism in Eukaryota, Metazoa, Chordata, Aves, Anseriformes, Anatidae. The record is from RefSeq and is a predicted model, not a curated record.
UGUACACUGUGCCAGGAAACAAUCACUCUUCACAUACAGCAGAUUGCUGACAGAAAUGGCAGAAGUGCCGUGGCAGAAACUGGCAGAAAAGCUUUCUUAAAAUAGCAGAUUUUGUUAGUCUUGGUGAUACGUUAGAAAGAUAACCAAGUCCAACCUCUCUGUUGAUGCUCUGCUUUAAAUGUUGUUGAAUGAGCCCAGGCUCUGUCACCACGAUUGGUGUGCUCAGCGGCAGCUCAGCAAUGUUUUCUAUAGGAAUUGAAAACCUGCAGAACCUCUCCAAAAUGAGCAAGGACAAUGAGAGAUGCUUCAUAGAUGUGGUAAAUGGUACUUGGUUGGCUGGCUGUGGCACAUGUUACAGACGUCUGAACUUGCAGAAUGGCUCUCUAGUGCUAAGGAGUGUGGAGAAGGAGGAUGAAGGAAAUUAUGAAUUUGUUUUUAACAACAUCAGUAAAUCCUUUGCACUGGAAGUGUUUGAGCCAGCCAUUGCUAUCCAGUGCUUCCCCAAUGGGACCGGAGAGUUGUCCUGCAACGUGCCCAGCAACGAGAGGAUGAGAUUUGAGUGGCUGCUGAAUGGCAGUGAGCUGAAGACCUCCGAGGCUUGCAUUAAGGAUGGUGGGAAGAAGGUCCGCCUGGACAGAACUACGCCUGGGGAAUUUGUAUGUGAGGUUCACCACAGGAACGGCGUCAUGAGGUGCGGACCCAUCGUACUGUCUUGCAACUACGGAGACCUGCUGCAGUACCCGUUGUUCAUUUACAUCCUGGCAGGAUGCGCAGGGGGUGCAGCUAUCCUGGUGAUGGCUGUGUCCUCGGUCAUCUGCUGCUGCAUGAAGAGGAAGCACAAGUUCAUCCCAGUGCCUUCAGAGGACGAAAAGGAUGACGGAAUUGCGAUGUCAGUGGUCUCCAGUGAAGCUGUGAAGAGCCCCCCCAAUGGAGACCAUGUGGAGGCUCAAGCUGCCCAAAUCGACUGCCCUCCAGUGCCGGAUGCUGCUCAGAUUGGUCCAGGCACUGAGCCCCCACCCCUGGUGGAAGAAAACUUGCCAGUUGUGGUAGAACCUGAAGAAAUGCCAGAACAGGAGAUGAUAGGUUAUGUGGAAAGCCAGGAACAUGCCUCAGACUGUUUUCCGGACCCAACUGAUGACUGAUGUGACAUGGUUGCUGUUUCACCCUCUCCUGAAGCCCGUGAUACCCGUCCUUUGCAUCCCAUAUUCUCACUGUGUGUAAGAAUUGGUCUGGAAAAUUUUAGUAGGGGGAAGAUGUGAUGUGUCAGGCCUGCUAUAACCUCAUUUAAACAAAACAAAAUCAUGUGUGGCUCCAAGGCCACGCUACCAUGGGCUGGCAGGUACCCUAACAAAACUGGGCAGCUCUCUGGUGCUUUGCCUGUUAGCAGACCUGUAGUUACAUGAUGGAGUCCUGAGGACAGCCUGAGAUUGGAUGGGUGAUACCUCCUGCUCCCUGCCCUCUUCAUGCCUUCCCCCAUCUUUGCCAGCCAGUGGCUCCUGCAAGGGACAGGUGGAUUGCAGUAGCACGCCAGUCCCAGGUAGAAAUGAGGACCUGCCAGAAAUUUCCUGAGAAAGCCUCUUCUCAGGAGAUUUCAAGGCAUUUUUUCAUGGGCCUUGCAAAAAGUUUGAUCAAGUUUUCAGCUAAGUAUCUGCUGUGCCAGGUAUUUAUCUGAAGCGUUCCUCUGAGCUCCAGACCAUGUUGAGAUUUGGGUCUCACCACAGACUGCGUGAGGUGUGAAGCGGUGGGCAGGAAGCUCUGCUGGCUUGCUCACAUCCUGAUGCCCUGUCAUGGCAGGGGGCUGUCAGAUACCUUCCACCAGAAUGUAACUGCUUGGGCUGUCAGAGCUCGAACAGCUCCAUCACUAGCUUGCUUGCCUUCAGCAGCAGGUUGCCUGGGGCUUGGGUGCAUUAAUUUUGGCUGAAACAUUGAUUAUAAUGCUGAAAUCAUUCAUCAGUACAAGCAUUAGUGCCUUUAUCGUAAUGGUUUAGCUACUUACCACAAGCUGAUUAAGUUGGCCAUCUGCCUGUGCGUGUAGGCUUUCUCAGUGCUGCGCUAUCUGCAUAGACAGCAGCGAUUUAUGGAGUCCCCUAAGCAAGCCUUGCUGCUGCAAGCAUCCUGCUGUGCUUAAGGGAGACUUGCGAGUGCCGCAGCCGGGGCAGACUUUCAGGGAAGAGGGAGGAGAGGGCAAGGGCUCGAUCCCGUGCCACAGGUAGCUGAGACCCUGACAACGCUGCUGGGGGCUGCUGGGCUACUUGAGUGCUGCAGGGCCGCGUUGCCAGAGCAGGGUGUUUACUGCACGGGUACAUUUUGAUAAGCAAAAGUGAGGUGCUGGGUCUGAAAUGGAUGGGGUAGGGAGGUGUGUUGCCUUUCUCUCUCUUCCCUUGCUCUGCCCCUUCUGUCAUUGUGCUGACGCUGUGUCCCGAGUCCCUUGGAAGCAGGCUGGAGGUGUGCCUUGUGAAUGCCACCCACCCCCUGAGGUCUGCAGGCACCCCUGCAAAAGAAAAACCUACCAAGAACUUCUCUCCCAGGCGGGGGAGCUGGUGGGGUGGCUGUAUGUUUCCCUGGACGUCCCUCGUGUCUGCACGUGGCAAAGCUCUGCGUCGGUGGUGCCCAGCUAUAGGCUGUUCUGCUCCUUGUUCCCGUGUUCUGUGGCUGUCUAAAAGGUUUUUGGAUCCUGUGUGCUGUGUUGGCAAUGAUUCAGCCCGUCUCUGCUCUUUAAGGAUGCUGUAGGAGUCAUAUUUUUCCAUGGUAAGAGGGAGACGACGACUUUUCUCAUGGUGCUGUGCUAUCUCCUUUUGGUACCAACAUUCCUCAAAGGCCGUGAGCUGAGUGACAAAAAAAGUGCGUGACGUGGGGUGCUGGGGUGGCAGCUGCACUUACGCAGCACAGUGACAGGGAUGCUGCAUGGGUGGGGGCCACAGCUGUGAAAAUGGGGAGAUGUGGCCAGCACUGUUUCUCCUCUGCCCAUUCUGGCAGGGGCAGGCAGGGGAUGAUCGGCUCCAGCACAUGCAUAGCCUCGGGGGCUGAACGCUGCUCCCAGCUGUGCUGCAAAUGUGCCAGCAUUUCGGGGCUGAGGGCUGGUGAGGGGACAGAGAUGGGCCAGACUGUCAGGCUCCAGCUCACCUCCUUGCUCUCCUGCUUCUGGGAUGGCUGGGGAUGCUGCGGCUGCUCUCAGCACCCUUAUUAGCAUACCCCCCAGUCUGGGAGGGUUUUUUUCCCAGAGAGAUGAGAGUCAGAGACUUGAGCCAUCUUUACGAGGCAGAUAGGACAUGCACAGCUGGUUUUCAUUGCUUCCCUGCUGAAGAGGCUUUUCAGCAGCGGGGCAAAAUUUUCUGCUACUGUGAGGUCAGGAGAAAAGUUGUGUAGCCUGUACUCUUCCUGUAACUGUACGUGUUCAUGCCCAGCUAUUGUUCUUUUUUAUGGUGUUCUUUUCUUUUCCCUGCAAUGAUUUUGUUCCUAAUAAAAA